This is a messenger RNA of Fomitopsis serialis, 1153 nucleotides long. RefSeq lists its product as uncharacterized. The coding region runs from base 94 to 747 and encodes 217 amino acids. Gene Ontology annotation, cellular component: mitochondrion. NCBI's taxonomy places the organism in Eukaryota, Fungi, Basidiomycota, Agaricomycetes, Polyporales, Fomitopsidaceae. The transcript is spliced from 5 exons. The record is from RefSeq and is a predicted model, not a curated record.
GACUCCCGUCUUCAGCUUCGUCCCACAACGCGCAUAUUUAUCCUCACGUCUGCACAUCUCCUUGGUUCACCAGCACAGCUCAUCACCACCGCUAUGCAUCGGACCGCAGCUAUCAUCUCCGAGUCGGUUGUGUCUCUCGCCCGGCGUAGAACGCCCCAUCCACUCCCUUCACCCAUGCGAGGACUCCGCUCGACUCCUCGUCUAGCAGACUUUCAUUUUGACACGCAUCAAUUCGUUCAGCGACUAGAACGCGAGGGGCUGAACCGCGCGCAAGCGGAGGGGAUCAUGGCUGCCAUGGCCGAGGUCAUCGACGAGAGUAUCCGGAACAUGACAAGUAACAUGGUCACGAAGGCUGACCAGGAGAAGUAUCAUUACACACAGCAGGUCGACUUCGCGCAGCUCAAGUCGGAGCUGCAGCUGACGGAGAAGAACGAGCUCGCGAUGGUCAAGGCGGAGAACGACCGGCUCGUAACCGACAUCGAGAAGCUGAGGCAGCGGCUCCGCGAGGAGAUCACGCGAACACAAGCAGGCGUGCGUUUGGAUCUGAACCUGGAGAAGGGAAGGGUGCGCGAGGAGAGCAGCAAGCAGGAGCUGAAGAUGAAGGAGGUCGACACCCGGAUAGAGCAGGAGAUCGCUUCCCUAAGGACGUCAAUACAGGCGUCGAAGGCGACAACACUGCAAUAUCUUGUUGGCUUUGUCACUGGUUGCUCUGCACUACUCAUGGCAUACCUCCGCUUCCGGGUGUAGAGGCACUUAGAGCUCAUUUAUGUAUAGAACGGAUGGAAUGCUAUAAUGCCACAGGUGAGUACCUCCAACGAAGUGUGUAGUCCCCCAAGUCCCAUGUAUAUCACCCGUUCUACCUUUACAGGUGGACAUAAUCUAUGUAUUUUUAUGUUGCUGCAUCUAAAGUUCUUGAUCGAUAUCCCGCUGAUGUGGGAUGCUCCUCCUCGAUUAAUCGUCCAAGAGAGGUAGCCCUCUCCAAAUCAUCAUUGACGAUCACGUAGUCGUGGACGCCCUCCUUUGCAUAAUCGAUCUCUUUCAAGGCAGUCGCCAGUCGUUUCGCGACAGAUGCCUCAGACUCUGUCCCCCGCCCGCGCAGACGUUCUCGCAAAGCCGUCAGGGAUGGCGGCGAGAUGAACAGGUAGACCGGAUU